UGUAAUCGUCUGUCAGAAAUGACAGAUUUGAUAAAAUGUAGACUUCUUUAGAUUUUGUAUUUCUGUUGGCAUUUCUUAGUUUAUUCUCGAUCGAAAUUACCGUGUGUUCUGUGCAAGUGAUGGGAGAAGACAACAAUAUGGAAAUAUGAAAGCGAAACCAUUUUGGAAAAGACUGCGAUGUCGAGUCGUAACACUGCAUUCUUUCGGCCUUCUGCUGUGUUAGGUGAUCACGCAUGUCCAGUAGAAUGUAUAACCAAAUUGAUGUUGUUUAUUGCCAUCGUCAUAAUAGUAUUGUAUAUACCUCUAGGAAAAUUCCAUCUAAAAUGCGACCCUGAAUGUUGUAACCGCGCGCUGCCACCACCACCUCCAAAAGAGAUGCACAGUUCUACCAUGUGCUGCCUCUGCGAUGUAUAUAAGAGGCUGGUGCAAGUUGGACAAGUCUCUAUGGAGGUGGUGGAAUUGUUUCUGUGCACCUCUAUAAAAGUUAUGUAUGAAGUCAAGUUGAAGUUCUAUGAAGUGUUGGAUGCGCUGGAUCGACGGGACCUGUGUCGGUCGGUCUGUUGCAAAAUCGAGCAAGCAAUAGACCCUAAAAUGCCUCCAUGUGCACCAAUACCAAAAGAAAAGGUAACUUGUAAGUGCGACAAACAAGAUAAAGUAAAAUGUGGAUGCAAGCAUGAGAAGAACAAGAAAGUCGUUUGUGAGUGUGGCAGUGACGAUUCGUGCCCCUGUUGAUACAACGAUGCUGGAACCACAUAGCCUAAUCAAAAUGUAAACGUGUAUUGUUGAUAAAAAUACUUGAAAGUUUUGGUGUUUUUUAAUAAACAUUUACAACAGCAA
Spodoptera frugiperda (fall armyworm) is the source of this 837-nucleotide messenger RNA. RefSeq lists its product as uncharacterized. Lineage: Eukaryota; Metazoa; Arthropoda; Insecta; Lepidoptera; Noctuidae. Bases 178 to 732 code for a protein of 184 amino acids. The record is from RefSeq and is a predicted model, not a curated record. The transcript has 6 exons.